Molecule: messenger RNA, 4424 nt
Organism: Symphalangus syndactylus (siamang)
Lineage: Eukaryota; Metazoa; Chordata; Mammalia; Primates; Hylobatidae
Gene: GGACT
Product: gamma-glutamylamine cyclotransferase
Cellular component (GO): cytosol
Molecular function (GO): gamma-glutamylaminecyclotransferase activity
Source: RefSeq, a predicted model, not a curated record
AACGCGUCCUCCAUUGCCCCGCGCAGGGGCCACGGGCGCGAUUGCCAGAACUGGCAGAGGGCUGCAAAAGCCAGGAACCGCCUCACGCACGGGCGUUGCUUCCCUGUAAAGGAAACGUGACAGCCCACACGCUGGCUUUCAGAGGACCUCAGCUGAACCAGGCUAACACUUCUCAGAAACUGUUUUUAAUUUUAAAGAUUUCCUGUUUGUAAGGAGACUACAAGCUGCAAAAGAAAUCUAAAAACGUCUCCUGGCACUUGUGAAUUUCUGAUCUAAGGUUUCUUUGGAGCCAUUAGUGAAACUUCUGAAAUUUUGAAGAAAUUUACUGCCUUGAUUAUUAAUUAUGGUCAUCAUUGCUAUUUUACUCUGUGGGCCAAGGACAACACCACAAGCUCAAAGGCAGACUUAGGUGUUUUUUGAACACAGCUUCUUAACUCCACGCUUAGUUGAUUUAAUAUUUAAGUGAUAAGAAAAUGCAGUCGAUUUCUAGCCCUUUUUGUUGUUUGGGAUGGAGUCUUGCCCUGUUGCCCAGGCUGGAGUUCAGUGGCGCGAUCUCGGCUCACUGCGACCUCUGCCUCCCAGGUUCAAGCGAUUCUGCUGCCUCAGUCUCCCGAGUAGCUGGGAUUACAGGCGCCUGCUAUCACACCCAGCUUAUUUUUGUGUUUUUAGUAGAGACAGGAUUUCACCAUGUUGGCUAGGCUGGUCUCGAACUCCUGACCCCGUGAUCCACCCGCCUUGGCCUCCCAAAAUGUUGGGAUUACAGGCGUGAGCCACUGCACCCGGGAUUUGUGGCCUUUUUUAAAAGCAAGUUAUUCAUUUUGCUAAAUGUCCCAGGAGAAAUUAUUAAUGAAAAACUGAAAGUGACCUAUUUAAAGUGUAGGUCUUACACACACGUAGGUGUCCUUAUGUACAUUUACCUGUAAAUGAAGACUUUUCCCUGGCCUCAUUCGAUUUAUUGAAAUACUCAGAUGAGGAGCACCUGCAGUUUGCCCAUAUUUUCCCAAAAUGCCUUGUUUUCCUGAAACUAUUCCCAGAAGAAGCCAGACUUCCCUGAAUAAGCAGACCACUGUACUCUAGCAGAGAUUCAUAUUGUAAAAGCUGAGUUUGCAAAGUUAAAUUAAUUUAUAAUUGGUGGAUUUUUGUAUGGAAAUACUUUGGGCUAGUUGACUUUACUAACCAGGCCCUAACUACUAGUUAGGAGAGGGUGGUUGUUUGUGGUGAUCUGGAUAGUAGGUAGCAGAAUAGAAGAGGGAUUUUAAAAUGAUCUGUUCGUUCUUCUGUUUACUAGUAAGAUUUCCAAUCUGUGUCCAUUCUUGAAGUGAAGUCAUUGGGAGGCUUUGUAUCCACCUCGAGCCAGGGCCCUUACCAGGGAUUAGGGCACCGGCAGGCUGGUGUGGAAGUGUAGUGCAGCCAUGCUUGAAGAGGGGACAGGACCAAAGGAAAGGUGACAGUAAGAGGACAAAAACACGAAAUAUUCGCAGCCCUCUUUAGAACAUCCUCCAUCUAGGCAAAAUCUAUUAGGAAUUUUAAGAGGCCUCAAUUAAACAUGACUGCCCAUUGUCCUGCUGAACAGGAAUUCAUUCUUCAGUUGAAGCUCUAUUGUCAGUAAAACUACUCAGGAUAAGGCAGCCGUGUUUAGGCCAUGAGGACCUGCCCCCAGACUGCGGAGCUUGCUCUGUAAAAGGCGUCGUGAUACCCCCUCAAAUGGAUUUACAGAAAAGACUCAGCUAUUGGAAGUCUCUGGGAUUGUAUGGCAUCAUGAGGUAACAGACCUGGUAAAUAGCUAGAACGUAGAGAAGAAUGAAACCAGAGGCAAUGUGUUGUUGGAACUGAGAGGACUGAAAACUGGGUAUUUGGUCCCCAUGGACUUUCUGGUCACCCUGUGAGGUGGACUUACUUUUUCUUGAGUGUUGUGGAAGGACUCUGAAGUCAGAAGUUUUUAAGACUCUCAGGCUUACUGUGGAUCUGGAUUCUAAGGCAACACUUCCUUGAAGAAACAAGCUUACAGCUCCGCCCGGAUGGCCCUCGUCUUCUUGUACGGCACCCUGAAGCGGGGUCAGCCCAACCACAGGGUCCUGCGGGACGGCGCCCACGGCUCCGCAGCCUUUCGGGCGCGCGGCCGCACGCUGGAGCCCUACCCGCUGGUGAUCGCGGGGGAGCACAACAUCCCGUGGCUGCUGCACCUGCCCGGCUCGGGGCGCCACGUGGAGGGCGAGGUCUACGCAGUAGACGAGCGGAUGCUGCGCUUCCUGGACGACUUCGAGAGUUGCCCGGCCCUGUACCAGCGCACGGUGCUGCGGAUACAGCUGCUGGAGGACCGGACCCCGGGCGCAGAGGAGCUGCCGGCGCCCACCGCAGUGCAGUGCUUCGUGUACAGCAGGGCCACCUUCCCGCCGGAGUGGGCCCAGCUCCCGCACCAUGACAGCUACGACUCCGAGGGGCCGCACGGGCUGCGCUACAACCCCCGGGAGAACAGAUAAGGGGGAUGGGCAGGGUGGGCCUAGGUUUGAGAGCCCUGAGGCUCCAAGAUGCCCCCAGCCCAUGCUGGGUGAAGGCGGAAGCAGAACAGGGCCCUUUCCAACGAAUCUGCGGGAAAAGGAACCAAUCUUUCAGUGGCAGCUGAUUUUACAAAUAAUGUUGAGACAUGAAUAGUAAGGUGCUUCCCUCCCAUCUUUCCACCUGGUAAGAAAAAUUUAGGAUUUUAAUUCCCCUAAAUGACAUUCAGAGAACUCGUGUUAUGCCUAAUUCUUCUUCUGCUCCUCUUCCUCCUCGUGUUGUUUUUGUUGUUGGCUGUGCUUUGAGCUCAAGAUAAUAUUUAGGAUCAGUGUAAAGACUUGGUGUUGCCGCUAGAUUUUAGCAGCCCUACUAUACUGAUUCUGGCCUGUAGCCCCUGAGAAAGCCGAUUUUACACGGCUGGGUAGAAUUUGUAAAAAAGAUCCACAGGGCAAGCAUGCUGUACAUCAGAGUGCGUAUAGCACCUUUAUAAUUUUCAGAUCAGGCUUCACAACAAAUAUUAAAGAUUAUUUAAAUUUGAAGUCGAUGUUUUGGGAAAUCAGAUAUAAAAGUUGGUACUGUGUUUGACCCCCACGUUUUUUGGUAUACUUAUUUGGUAGAAGGCUCUUUACAUUCUGAUCUAGCAAAAUAAUGAACAGCCACUUAACGGGAGACACAGCUGAGCGCCUGGACUUCAAGUGGCAGUUUAUCUGAGCCCAGAUCUCAGUAGCCAGACCCCGUCCCUGUCCCCUGAAGGGAGAGCAUUUGGGAGUGGUCCUUUCAAAGAAGAGCCAACGCAUUAGUAAUUUGUUCUUCAGGCCUGACAGAAGCUUAGCUUCCAAACACAAACAGCACUUAAAAUAAUUUUAGCAAGGCACGAAGUACCAAUUACUACCCACCUCCAUCUGAUAAUUGUCAGCAUCGAUUCAACUCGGUGCACGGCUCUUUGCCUCUGCUUCCCAGCAAAGUCUGAAAUGUAUUCCAAGAAUUUCAGAACCAAAUGAAAAUGCAGCUGCUGUGAUCCUUAGUAACCUCGUUCUCUGUUGGGAGAGCUCACUUACUCUUCAACUUAAUGGCAGACUGUGAUCGCUAACUGCAUCUGGCACAAAAACAUGAUCAUUAUUUUUUAGCUUCUUUUGCUUAAUUGGAAACUUGCUUCACAAAAAAAAACACAAAAAGGCUACGAUGGGUCUCAGUUGAUGAGCUCGUGGCGGCCCUGUGCUUGAUGGGGUGGGUGAGGCAGCCCAAGCUCCUUGUGACUGCCCUGGCUUCUGCAAUGGGGAAGGGACGAGGCAGCGCGUUCAUCCUCAAAACAGUGGAGACAGCACCCCCGGCCAACCAGGAAGCUUCAAGGUGACCUCCAGGGGGGUCAGCCACCAACACUACACCCACAUAGAGACACAGCAGGAAAGGGAUUGCCAAAAUCUGCACUUGCAGUCUCUGGUCCUUAGGAAGUUAUGAAAAUCAGCACCAGGAGUGAGGGCCUCACUUCCAGAAGUAGUAAGCCAAUCAGAUGAAAAAAUGGCAAGUGCUAAUUUAAUAAAGCAAGGCAGAGAACUGACAUUUAUAUCAAUAUCUCUUAAAAGGAUCACAAAGAAAUGCUGGUAGUCUACUGGCAGAGCCUGUCGCCUAUGUGUACAUUGUCUUCAUUCAAAGAAAGGGCAAACUAAUAUUUAGACAAAUGCUCAGUUUUAUUGAUUUAAUAAUUUUGACACUAGGAAAUCUCACAGCAGAAGUACAAAUCAUAUGUACAAGUAUUUAUAUCAGUGAAAAUUUCCAUUGGUGAUUUUUUGGCAGAAUACUGGUCUUGACUCUGUGGAAUAAAUGACGACGCAAACGUAGCUGCACAGGGGUGUUCCUGUAAAAUGCUUGAAUCAAUUGUGUGUGAAAGCAUCAUGCAAAUGGCUAAUUAAAUUGGGUGAUGACUGAAA